AAGAGAUGCUAGUGACCCAUACAAGGGUACCCAUGCAAAGUUAAGCUGCAAAUAUAGGUAGAUGAGUGUCUGCAGUCGACUGAAACUUAAAGAAAAACUAUAUUUACUAGUGUGUCAACAAAGUUUGGGGCUGUAAUUUCCGGGCGCUCUAUUUUGUGUAAACUUGCAGCAGCUUUAACGACCUCGCGAGCGAGAUUCCAGAACAGAGCAGAAGCUAGCUAAUGUUAGCUUGUUAGCCUACACCCACAAGCAAGAAGCAAAGCUGACAGUGUUUGGAUUCAUUGCAUGAAGCUGGGGAACCUUUUCGGGACUGGUUGAAGACUUGUCUCGGUGCUUAGUAGUUCCCCGGCAGUGCAGGACCACGCGACACAACGCUGAAGUUGCUGGUUGGCUAGCUAACUAUGGCAUUAUCCUACUAGUUGAAGAGCUAGCCAGCUAGCUAGCACCACCGCACAGCCUGCCUUCCGCCGACGUGCACUUCCCCCACUCUCCCUCCAGCCGGCUAGCCGCAGCGUUAGUCCGGUACAUAAAAUGAAGCGACCAUCAGCACUUUGGGAAGCUGUGUGGCUGUUUGGAUUUUGCUGAUGUAUGAGGAGACGAUAUUGUUUUUGUGAGAUCUCUGUCAAGGAGGUCAAAAUCAGUACAGGGGAUGGAGGAGCAGAAAUCAAACUGCGAAGAGAAUGACUCUGAACCAACAGCUGAUGACAAUGGGCCUUCAAAGCAGCCUGUUUCUUCGGAGGAGGAGUCCAAAGCUCUCCCCAGUGCUGAGCACAUGUCUGCUGUGACUGCAGCCUCUUCCAGCACACCUGUAGAGAACGUUCGAGCCUGUGUGCUUUGUAACUGUGUGGAGCGGAGCCUGCAUGGACAGCGGGAACUGAGACACUUUGGGCCAUCUUCUGAGCGGCCGACCCUCAUACCAUCAGCUUCCCCACUGCCACAACCUGGGAAUGAUGACCUGUCUUCCAUUGGAUUUUCUGACUCCCCCUGUCUGUCGGCACUCUUUGAUGACUCAGGGGGUUGUUGGGUUCAUCACUGGUGUGCGGUGUGGUCGGAGGGAGUAAAGCGGAUGGAGAAUGAGGAGCUGGAGAAUGUGGAUAAGGCCGUUAUCUCAGGGACACAGCGGCUUUGCGAAUACUGCAAAAGGCUGGGUGCAACCAUUCGAUGCCAUGCUGAGGGCUGCUCACGGUUCUACCACUUCCCCUGCUCAGCAGCCAGUGGAUCCUUCCAGUCCAUGAAGCAGUUGGUCCUCCUCUGUCCAGAACACAUAGAUAAGGCUGAAGAGUUGGCAGGUGAAGAGGCUUGGUGCGCAGUGUGUGACUCAGCAGGUGAGCUCACAGACUUGCUGUUCUGUACGGGCUGUGGUCAGCAUUAUCAUGCAGCUUGUCUUGAGAUUGGUGCCACGCCCAUCCAGCGGGCAGGAUGGCAGUGCCCAGAGUGUAAAGUGUGCCAGACUUGCAGACAACCAGGAGAAGACUCCAAAAUGUUGGUAUGCGAUGCCUGUGAUAAGGGCUACCACACCUUCUGUCUCCAGCCAGCCAUGGAUUCUCUUCCCUCUGACCCAUGGAAAUGCAGAAGGUGUCGUGUAUGCACGGAGUGUGGUGUCCGUGGACUGGUGCUGCCUGGUUCUGCGCAGUGGUUUGACAACUACACAGUGUGUGAGGGGUGUCAGCGUCAGCGCAGCUCUAUGUGUGGAGUGUGCAGCAAAGCCACCAAUCCAUCUGUUGCUCUGCAGUGCUGCAGCUUGUGCCACAGGUGGGUGCACAGAGAGUGUGCUUUACCAGGGGAGCUUCCAGAAGGCAAGUGCAUUUGCCUGCUUUGCAAGGAGGCUCAUCAUCAGCGUGUCAUUCAGCCACAUACAACAGAGAAACAAACCAGAGAGGCAUCUGAGGAGACUGAAGGACACAUGGAUUUGGUGGAAAUGACAAUCCAAACGGAUUCAAAUGUGGUGACAGAAAAGCAGAUAGGCUUAUCAGAGGUGACACCAGGACAGACAGGCACAUCAGAGAUGGGUCAGGCUGAAGUCACAACUGAUAAAGAGGCAACCAUGGACUUGGGGGUGGAGGCUGCAGUUGUUGAGACAACAGAUGUUGAGGAGACAACCAUGGAGGAGGAGCCGCUGGCUGCAGCACAAGAAUUAACUUCUGAAGUGCCCGCUGCUCCACUUGAGUCUUCAGAUUGUGCAACAACAGAACAGGAGGCCUCUUGUCUACCUGUUGAUGAAGAAAGAGCAGAAGAGGCAGUCAUCCAGGUGAUCCAAGCCACCCCUUCCCAGGAACCCACAGCAGAGAGACAGUCCAGCAGCCCUAAAGUAGAACCAACACUGGUGUCACAGCAGGGUCCUGAAAAUAUGGAGGUGGAGAAGCAGGAGGCCACUCCCUCAGUGGAACAAGAAGUAUCACCAGAGUUGACAAAGAGUGGCUCUGAUAGCUCUCUCACAGAAUCACUCAGUAAGGAGCCACCAAAUUUACCUGCCUCUCCUGCCUCGGUGGACAAAACAGAGCAUUUGCCCAUGGCUGACCAGGAGGAAAGAAGUCCAUGCCAGGACCACCCUUUUCCUUCUCCUCUUUCUGUAUCAGUAGAUACACAAGAGGGCCUCUCUGCUAUGGACAUGGAGGGGAGGUUACUACCUCACUCUGAGGAGGAGGAGGAAGAAGAGGAUGAUGAGCAAAUGAAAGGGGAAGGACAUCAUGACAUAAAACAGGAACUGCAGGAGCAUGAGAUUAAGCCGGAAUUGCUGCUAGAUGAGAUGUCUAAUAUGAGCCACGGAGAUGAGAGCAGCAGUGGCUUUCUGGGCUCUCCAGGAGAACCCGAUCCUCAGCUCUCCAUGGAGCUUGGCCUUGUCCCUGCUAGCCGCUCGCAUGCAGAUAACCUGCUCACUGAGACUGAUGAUUCACUUCCCUUUGAACCCCUCAGAAGUGACAGAGAGAAGGUGAAACGCAGGGGAUCCCCAGGCCGUUCAAGGGUCAAACAGGGGAGAAGCAAUAGUUUCCCUGGGAAGCGUAGACCCCGAGGGGGUGGUGGAGGGAGAGGGCGCGGUGGGAGGUCACGCCUCAAGGCCAUGGCCUCUUGCAUUGAUGCUUUCUUGCUAAGCAUGACCUCAGACACUGGAAUAAGUAAGGACGAAGAAGAAGAGGAAGACGACACCAUGCAGAACACAGUGGUUCUUUUCUCAAACACUGACAAAUUUGUCCUGCUCCAGGAUAUGUGCGUUGUGUGUGGCAGUUUUGGAAAGGGUGCGGAGGGGCAGUUGUUGGCUUGUGCUCAGUGUGCCCAGUGUUACCAUCCUUACUGUGUGAACAGCAAAAUCACCAAGACGAUGCUCCUUAAGGGCUGGCGCUGUUUGGAAUGUAUUGUGUGUGAGAUGUGUGGAAAGGCUUCGGACCCCUCCCGUCUGCUGCUGUGUGAUGACUGUGAUGUCAGCUAUCACACCUACUGCUUGGACCCGCCCUUGCACACUGUUCCCAAGGGAGGUUGGAAGUGCAAAUGGUGUGUGUGCUGUGUGCAGUGUGGUUCCAACACACCGGGUUUCCACUGUGAGUGGCAGAAUAACUACACCCACUGUGGCCCCUGUGCCAGCCUCGUUUCCUGUCCAGUAUGCAGAGAAAACUUCAUGGAGGAGGAGCUGCUUCUGCAGUGUCAGUACUGUGAUCGAUGGGUCCAUGCUGUCUGUGAGAGUCUGUACACAGAGGAUGAAGUGGAACAAGCUUCUGAUGAGGGCUUUGCAUGCACAUCCUGCACCCCAUAUGUUCCAAAACCUGUGGUAGUAGAGUCAGCCAUUAUGGCCUCAAUAAAGAUCAAAGAGCCAGAACCCCAGUUCUACCGGUUGGAGGGUGUGUGGCUGACAGAGUCGGGUAUGUCCCUGCUCCGCAGCAUCUCCAUGUCUCCCCUGCACAAGAGACGGCAGCGUCGUUCUCGUCUUGGCACUCUGUGUCUUGACGGAGGUCCUGAUGGGAUGGAUUUGAGGGAGGUUGAAGGAGAAGGUUGUGGGGAGCCCAUGGAAUGUGAAUCCAAGAUGGAGAACCCUGGGAGCCCUGACAGAGAAGGUGGUGCUGAGAAGGAUGCAGGCGCAGAAGGCAUGGCUGACUGCGAGGGCCUCAAAGGAGGAGCAGAGGAGACAGAUGAAAGUAAAAAAAGAAAGCGGAAACCUUACAGGCCUGGAAUUGGAGGCUUCAUGGUGCGACAAAGGAAAUGUCACACACGGAUGAAGAAAGAAUUUUUUGCCCAGCUGGCUGGAGAGACUACGUUAGAUGGACAGCCAAUAGAGAGAACCAUUGAGGAUGGUCCCCACCCUGACACAGAUAACAUAAUGGAUCCUAAACCAGUGGAGGGCGAGGAACAGGCCAAGAAACGCCGAGGCCGAAAGAAGAGCAAACUCGAAGAUAUGUUUCCAGCUUAUCUCCAGGAGGCUUUCUUUGGGAAGACAUUAAUAGACCUGAGUAAGAAAGCUGUGAUGACACCCCCAGUGCAGAAGCCAGGCGCAUGCCUUGUCCGACCUUCAUUACCAGCACCGUCAGGGGUCAGAACUGUUGCCCCAGAGACUGAGGCCAAGGAUCAUGUGGUGGAAGAUAAUUUUCCUCUCAAGCAAGAGGGGGGUGAGGCCCUCCAGGCUCAGGGAGAAGGUGCAGGAGUUUCUGCACCAUCCUCAUUGCUGAAGGACCAAGCAUCAACUGAUCCUCAUGACUCUGAUGCAGAAAAAACUGAAGGUCUUCCGCAAGGAGUGGAGAGUCAGGACUCUGAGCAGUUCUUCAGGAAGGUUCUGGGAGUGUCAGACGGUUCGUCUUUGGGGGGCAUGAAGCCCAUCUUGGAGGGCAGUAAGGGAGAACUCAAUCGUAGUGCUCUACCACAGAGAGCUCUCCUCUCAGGGUCCCUGCCCUCAGCUGGAAUGAUGGAUGCCUUUCCUGGCCUCUCUCAGUCACCGUUCUUUGACAUGCGGGACCGAGGAGGGCUGUUCAGUCCAGAUGGGGGUGAGGAGAGUCCUUGGGCCACUCCUUCUACCCCAGCAACACCCUCCUCCCCACCGACCCCCACAGAGGCAGAGGGUGAUGGGCUGUCCUACAACCAGCGCAGUCUCCAGCGCUGGGAGAAAGAUGAGGAGCUGGGAGAGCUCUCAACCAUUUCCCCUGUGCUGUAUGCCAAUACCAACUUUCCCACUCUCAAACAGGACUACCCAGACUGGGCUAGUCGCUGUAAGCAAAUCAUGAAGAUCUGGAGGAAGGUGUCAGCUGCGGACAAGGCUCCAUAUCUGCAAAAGGCCAAAGAUAACCGAGCAGCUCAGAGGAUCAACAAGGCACAGAAGCAGGCAGAGAGUCAAGUGUGCAGGCCAGUCAAGACGGAGCCAGGGCGUUUGAAGGGAGAACGACCCAGUUUACACCUCCAGAUUCCUCCACCUUCAGGCUCUACAUCAAUCUCUUCCCAGCCCAGCUCUGCAGAAAGCCCAUUUCCCUUCCCUCCAGAUUCAGGAUCAUCCUCUGUGUUUUUCUCAGAUGGACCUGUUAAGACCCCAGGGUCAGCUGAAGUCCGGACAGAUCCCUUGGCCAAGCUUCCCUCUCAGUCACCCCAUUCUCACUCUCACCAAACCACACCCUUCUCACAUGCUGGGGCCAGCCCCUUACAGGCCUCUUCCUCAGGUUAUUCCGCUUCCGGCCCACAGGGUCCUCCUCAGGGACGGCCAGCCAGUCUUGGCCCCUUUGACAUGCAACCAGGAACUCCUGGAACCCCCAGACGGGCUCAGCAGGUUGACCCCUACUUCAGAUCACAGCUGCAGCAACAACAGGGUCAUCUACCACAAUCACAGCAAGGCUCUCAGGAGUCCCUAGGACCUCCAGAAAGUCCUCAUUCAAGAGGUGCAGGGCUUGGAGAGUCACCCAUCUUCUCGCCACCCCACAAUACUCACUAUGGAGACCCUUUCAGAACCCAGCAAGGGAUGGGACGGCCAGAAUAUGGUUCAUCCCCGUCACCCUCUGCAGUGGCUUCCUCACCUGCAAGCACAGGGCAGUACAGGGCUGAUAUAAGUGCACCUUCUCCACGUCCUUCUGCAGUUGGGAGACCUGACCUAUCUACUGGUUCCCCUGCUGGGAUGCUGGAGUCUGGGGAUGGUUUAUUCAAGGCACCUAUGACACCACGAAUGCACCAAGGGGAGGGUGGUGCAAUUCAUCCUGGAGUUUCCCCUAGCCACCACUCUGAAGGCUACAGGCAGUCUCCCUCUCACCCUUUCUCUGACCCCCACGCUCAGACACCUCUAACUCCCAGACCGCAGUCAGGCGACGGUUGUUCUCUUGGAGUCCAGAGACACCCUGUAGCUCAACAGGAACUAUGCUCUAGAGUGCCCUCCAGCCCACAGUCCCAGGGCAGCUCUCAGUCUCCUCACACUCCUGGUGGCCUCUCCAAUGAUGCUUACAAUGUCCAGUCUCCUGCUACACCACGUUUCCAAUCCCCAGACCCUUGUUCUCAGCCACCUUCAAGGCCACAAUCUAGAGACCAUUUUGCUACUAUUCACAAACCCCCUCGUCCACCCUCUGUUGCCCCAGAGGGAUCCACAAGUUACAAAGGUUCACCUCAUCCCAACCAGGCACCUCCAAACCAUCCCACCAACAGUUCUGUAGGGGAUCCUCUCUCUGGUAAACCGUCAGCAGGUCCUAAUUUCAGCCGUAGCCCCAGCACAGGAGGCCUCCAAAUAACCCAACAUCAGAGUCAGAUGGUCCAGGGUCAGCUCCAGCAACCACAGCCACAAACUCAGCAGACUAUGGGGGCAGACAGCUUCAGCUCCCGGGUGCCACCUCCUUCUGGGUCUCAAGAACUACCAGCUGUUCGCCCUCCAGACACACCUCAUCAGCCACCUUUGCCUGGCACUCAAGAAAUGCCCGACAUGUCAGCGGUGCAGGACCCUGCAUUAGUAGGCCUUAGCCCCUCUGAGCUGGAGAAGCACAGACAGCGUCAGAAAUUGAGGGAAUUUUUAAUCAGACAACAAAUGCAGAGAAAUUCCAUUAGACAAGAGAAGGAGGCUGCAGCUGCUGCUGGCAGUGUGUCCCCUGGCUGGUCUGGAGGAGAGAUGGGGGUCUUUCAGCAAGACAACAAGGCCCACAGAGCACCACCACCUUAUCCACAGGAUCGUGCUGCUACUGCUGUUGGGGCUCAGGCUUCUGUGGCAGGGAAGAUGCCCAUGGCUGUUGGAGGUAUGGAGGACAAGCUCAUUCGCCCACCACCUACAGGAACCCCUGCCAUUAUGGAUCCUAGUGCACUAAGGCCACCAGGGCCGACCAGACCUCAGGGCAUGUUUGCCCGUCCACCAUUCCCUCCGCAGUGGCAAGGUCAGGCCCCAGGUCCUAGGAGGUUCCCCCAGCCUGGCAUGGAGGCCGUUGGUAUAAGGCACAACCUUAACCCUGCUGUCAACAUCCAGGGCAUGGAUACUAUAGGUAACCCUCACACCAUGAUGCCAGGACAUGGAGGAGAGACAAUGCAGCCCAUGGGUCAAGGACCCCCACCACAGUUCAUUGAAUUGAGGCACAACUCACAGAGACUACCCUUGCGGCCUCAGUUUAUGCCCCGUGGACCUCAGCCCAGACCACGUCUCUUUCCACAGCAAGAGAUGGCAGCACCUUAUGUUCAGCAACAUCCCAUAACUCAAGCUGGUGGCAUUCAAACAGAGGGGGGCAAUGAGUCACAGCUGGGGUUACAGCAGGGUGGCCUGUCAGUUUUACUGCCUCAGCAGUCUACAGGCCCAGUAACACAACAGCCCCACCUACAGCCCCAGGCUGCUUCCAAUCCCAAUACUCCUAGCACUGAGCAGCAUCAGCUUCCACAGUCAGGCCUAGUCACAGAGCCCCAAACUGCCACAGUAGGAAACAGUGAGGAAUUGCCAGAGCCUGAUCUUGAGGGGCUUGGGGAGGCCCCAGGGGAUGGAGGUGUGGAAGAUGAGGAUGAUUUGGCUCUGGACUUGGACCCUGACAAAGGAGACGAUGACUUAGGCAACCUGGACAACCUUGAAACCAAUGAUCCACAUCUAGACGAUUUGCUUAACAGUGAUGAGUUUGACCUGCUGGCUUACACUGACCCUGAGCUGGACCAAGGAGACCCUAAAGAUGUCUUCUCAGACCAGCUGCGGUUGGUGGAAGCAGAAAGUGAAGCACCUUCAUCCUCCUCCGGAUCUGUGCUUGCUAAAGUGGAAGAGAAAGCCAAAGUGGAGCCAGGGCAGAAGAGUCUCACAAAAGCCCCUGCAGGCCAGUCUACUACCCAACUUCCACCCUCUGCAAAAAUUGCAGAUGUCUCUAAAGUGAAAGUAGAAGACAGAGGUCUGACCCCUCAGCUGCAGCCAGGACAGACCGUGGUGAAAGAUGAAAUGGGAGAGGCUGUGUCAAUGCUUCUUAGUGGGGCCGCAUCAUCAGCCAAGCCUGCGCAAACAGAAAACCAGCCAGCUUCACUCAGUUCUGUUCGACUAGGGGGUCUUCCGUACCCCCUACCAGGCCAAGCCGACCCAUUGCCUUUUCCUCAAUCUGCUCCACAUGCAGAUAUUGGUGAUGAUCCACUGGGGCUGCCUGAUGUAGGGGGACAGCACUCCCCUGCUGUAGAUUUGGCAAAGGUAGAGAGCUCUUUAGAUGGUGAACUGCCUCUUCUAAUACAGGAUCUCCUGGAGCAUGAGAAGAAGGAGCUACAGAAGCAACAACAGCAGCAACAGCUCAGUUCCCUCCAUCAGGGAGGCAUGGCACCUCAUUUUCCUGGUCUCCAAAAUCAACCGCCAAACCCACAGGCACCUGGGCAGAUAAUGCUGCCACACCACCAUCGUCCACCACCCCAAGGAAUGAUGGCUCAGCCGGGGAUGGUACCCCGUGCCCCACACAUGUUGCAGCAGCAACAGCAAAGGCUUAUGGGAGCUGGAAUGGCACCUCCACCACACAUGGCCAUGGCUCAGCAGCAAGCCAUGAUGAGGAUGGGGCAGCCAGGGAUCCAUGCAGGUCUCAGCCAUCAACAACAGCCACAGCCAGUGGUUAAACAGUCACCUCUGGCCAACAAUUUCUUCCCAGAUAAAGAUUUAGAGAAAUUUGCAACUGAUGACAUCAUGGACCCCAUUGCCAAGGCAAAGAUGGUGGCACUGAAAGGUAUCAAGAGAGUGUUGGCACAAGAUCCGAUGGUUGGUUCCCCUGGCAUCAACAGGCAACAGGUUUCUCUGCUUGCUCAGAGGCUGGCCUCUACCCCAGGCACAGAUCCAGGUCAACUUCCAUCUGGGCCUCCAAAGGAGGGAGAAACAAGUGAUCCCACCCAGUCAAGACCUAACCCUCCGCAGUUUGUGCAAGGAAUCAUCAAUGAUGCAGAACAGCACCAAUAUGAAGAAUGGCUCCUUCACACCCAGCAGUUACUCCAAAUGCAGCUGAAACUUCUGGAGGAACAAAUUGGAGUUCACCGUAAAUCACGCAAGGCAUUGUGUGCUAAGCAGCGCACUGCUAAGAAAGCUGGCAGGGAGUUUGCUGAGGCAGAUGCAGAGAAGCUCAAGUUGGUUACGGAAGAGCAGAGCAAAAUUCAGAAACAGCUUGACCAGGUACGCAAGCAGCAGAAGGAGCACACCAAUCUUAUUGCAGAGUACAGAAGCAAGCAACAACAGCAUCAGCAAGGGUCGGGUCUUCUUACCCCAGGUCAUUCUACACAGGGGGGACCCCCUCACAUGUUUCCCAAGAUGCCAGGCCAGAUGAUGAUGGGCCAACAGGGCACGCCAGUAAUGGGCCAGCACCCUGGUAUGAUGCCGCAAGGUGGAAUGCCUGUCAGAAUGCCCCAAGGACAACCCUUUAUUGGAGGAGCCCAACCUCAGCUUCCUGCAGCACUUGGACCUGGUGGUGUCAGAGCCCCAGGUCCUCCUGGGGCUCCAGCAGGAUUCUUUCCACAGGGGCCUGGAAUGCAAGGUGCAGAUCCCAGGCUUCUCCAUGAAAGACAGCUUCAACAUAGGAUGCAGAUGGCAAAGCUACAGCAACAGCAGCAGCAGCAGCAGGUGACAAUGGGCCAGCAGUUGUUGCCACAUCCAAAUCAACAGUCUGGUUUAAUCACUCAGCCACAGCCUACUAUGAUGGGGAACCCACUUAUGGCCCAACAACAAGCAAGCACUCAACAGGGAAUGCUAGCCAACCAGGCCAGUCAGCAGAAUAUGGUGCAGGUUCCACAAGGAAUGGUUGGAGGCCAAUCUGUGGCUCCUCCACCACAGAACCUUGCAGGAGGCCAGUCCAUUAAUCAUGCCCAAGGAAUGAUGGCAGCUCAGCCAGGAAUGAUGGGGAACCAACCAAUUGCACCAUCACAGCAGCAGAGGUCUCAGCUGAUAAUGGGUCAGCAGGGAAUGGUUGGAUCUCCAGGUCACCCUGGCCUCAGGGGUCCCCAGGUCCAACUGACUCCACAACAGCAGAGCAUUCUGGCCCAACGCAUGAUUGCAUCUCAGCAGCAGCAGAAUCUUGCAAAGAAUUUGGCCCACCUCCAGCAGCAGCAGAUGGCACAGCAAAGGCAACCAACACAGAUGAUCAAUCAGUCUAGCCAAGAACAAGGAGGUCUCUCCCAACCCUCUACCCCACAGAUGGGCUCUUCGCCUUCAGCAGGAAGCAUCACACCCCAGCCACAGGGAUCCAUAGACAGCCAAAACUCAGGACCCAAAGAGGGUGGGAUCCUGAGCCCUGAUCCAAGAACACCACCACAGCAGAGUGGACCUUCCACUCCCAGUCAGAUGACUCAACUAGGCUCUGCAAAUGAUCAUCAAACUGACUUUGGGCGACAGCAGUUGCAACAACAGCAGCAGCAAAACCAGGUUUAUAUGGCCCAGCAGCAACAAUCAAAUUCUCAGUCUGUAUCUGAGCAACAAACCGGUUUGGUUGGAAACCAACAAACUGGUGCGCUCCAGCAACAGCAGCAACAACUUGCACUCACUAUCCAGAGGCAAGGUUCUUUGAAUGCUGACAAGCCAAAUUUGAUUCCUGUUAAAGAAGAAGGGAAAACAAUUGAUUACUUAGCUCAGCAGCAACAACAACAAACAGUUCAAAAUGCCAUGCAGCAGCCACAAGAUCCCAGCAUCCAGCAGCAGAUCAUAGGCCAGAACCAUCCUGGCCAGCCACAGCCUGGUGUGAUGGGCCAUAAUCCACAGCAACAAGUCCUCAUAGCCCAGCAGCAAAAACAACAGGCCAUAAUGGGCAUGAUGAGAGCCCAGCAGCAAGGAAUGAUGGCACAGAGGCCUGGGGUUCCCCCUGGACAGAUACGCACCCCUAUCAACAUCCAGGCUAGUAUUGCUCAGAAUCCACAGCUCCGCAAUCUUCCCCCAAACCAGCAGAUACAGCACAUUCAGGCCAUGAUUGCCCAGAGGCAGCUCCAACAGGGACAGAUGCUGCGGAUGUCAAUGGGUCAAGGACAGCAAAGUCAGUUGAGGCCUCACAUUCCGCCUGGACAGAUGCCACAGGUUGGGCAGCAGAUGCCAGGGAUGGAAGGCCAGCAGAUGCCAUAUGGAGCGAUGGGGAAGCCAGGAGCAGUGGGCCCUCAACAACAGUUGGGCCAACAACCUGGUGUUGCUUCUCAGAUACAGCAUGGAAUGAUGGUCCCUGGGCAACAGCAGCCACAAGUAGGGGAAAUGAUGCAGCAACAUAUGAUGAGAGGCCAGGCACCAGUGCCACGCUCCCCCCUGAACCAGGGCUGUAUGAUAAGACCAACAUCUCCACGUCAGCCGUUAGCUAACUCUCCUGGGGAUGCACAACGGCAUGCAUUUAAUCAAGCUAUGGGUAUGCGUCCACCCACUCCUAAUCAGAACCAGCAACAAGCACUAAUGGCAGCUGCAGCAGGGCGCAUGCAGGGCUCUCCAUCCCAUGCAUAUUCUCCAAGAGGUCCCUUUGGAAUGAGCCCAGCCCACCCCGCCUCACCGCACUCAUCCCAUGUCUCUUCACCUUCUGUUGGUGAUUGUAGGGCUGGCAGGGGGAGUCCAUACAACCAAAUCAAGGCGUCCCCACUCAGGUCACCUGGAGCCAAGAGUCCACUUGAUUGUCCAGGACUGAAAGUAGAAGCUCAGACAUCAAGCAAUGAAACAUUUCAGACAGCCUCAAUUAUUCCCAACGGGCCACAAAAAAGCAUGAAUACUCAGCAGCAGUCACAGCAGGUUACAGAGAGCCAUCGUCUUCAUACACAACACAGCUCUAAAGAAGAGGGGGUGUGUAAGAUGACCCUAGACAACAUUAAACAGGAGCCAAAGGAGGUUCAGUGUGAUGGUGCAGCAGAGGUGCAUCCCGGGGUUAUAAAGCGAGAAGCAACAGGUGAGGCGGUUACUUCUGGGAACAACACUAGCUUUGUUAAUGCUGGAAACAUGGCUGGAGACCCUGGAACUCAAGGUCCUAGAUCUGAGACUGGGCAGCAGCUACUACAGAAACUCCUGAGAACAAAGAACCUUCAGCUUGGUGCUCAGAGGCCUUCUGAAGGUAUCCACAAUGAGAUCAAUGGCCACAUCAACAGCAAACUGGCAAUGCUGGAGCAAAAACUUCAAGGGACUCCUCGAAAUAUGGAGGACUUACAGUCUAUAACAAAAAGGGCUCCUGUACAAAAGCCAAAGCGCACUAACAAAGCAAGUGGAGACAGAGGACCUAACGCACGGAAGAAGAAUAAGAAGGAAGAAGUUGGAAAAAGUGCUGAAGCCCUAAUAAAGCAACUCAAACAGGGUCUCUCUCUGCUGCCCCUUAUGGAGCCUUCAAUCACCGCCAGUCUGGAUCUGUUUGCCCCUUUUGGAAGCAGCCCAGCCAACGGCAAAGCCCAGCUCAAAGGAUCCUUUGGAAAUGCAGUGCUGGACAAUAUCCCAGACUACUAUUCUCAGUUACUCACUAAGAGUAACCUCAGCAACCCACCAACACCCCCAUCCUCCCUGCCACCUACUCCUCCGCCCUCAGUGCAGCACAAGCUGCUAAAUGGAGUGACUUCUGGGGAGGAGCUGUCUGAGGGUCAGAAAGACACAGAGCCAGCAGAAGAGCCAAUGGAUUCUGUUACAGAGGAGGUAAAGAGUGUAGAUAUUCUAGCAGCUCUCCCCACCCCACCACAUAACCAGAAUGAGGACAUCAGGAUGGAGAGUGAUGACGAAGAUGCCUCAGAAAGUAUCAUCCCGGCAUCAUCCCCUGAGAGUAAUGUAGGAGAUGAAAUGCCACGUUUUCCUCACCUACGGGAGCCUAAAGAGGAGGAGAUGGAGAGAGCAAUAUCCCCCAUCAUCCCCCUCAUACCUCGCACUGCCAUACCAGCAUUCCCAGAAAACAAACCAUUUGAAGCGACUGAUAGCAAGGCAGUUUCCACAUCCAACCACUGGGAUAAGGCCAAAAGCAACGAGGUGUCUGUUACCUUCACAUUGUCCUCUGCUGCAGCCAAGAAACUGAACCACGUGAUGAUGGCCAUGGCCCAGUUGCUGAACAUUAGAAUGCCAGGUUCUUAUGAGGUGACUUUCCCUCCCCAAAAUCCUGACAUGCCUGGAGUGGAUGGGCUUGGGAAAGGACCCAGCCAGUCAGGUGCUCUGUGUACAAAGGACGGUGCUUCACCUAGUCAGGAUGAGUGGCUAAGGCAGUUUGAUGUGUCUCUACCAGGCUGCACAUUGAAGAAACAAGUGGACAUUCUGGCACUUAUUAAACAGGAAUUCCCCGAAAAGGAAGACAAACCAGUCCAGCACUGUUACACAACCAACGUAAAUGACUUGGACGUGCGCCACCUUCCUAUUGUACCAGUGGAAGAAUCUCCACCCCCAUCACCAUCUCCCCCACAGCCUCCUCCAUCAGUCCCAGUUCCAAUUAGUGAAGCUGAGCCUUCCAAAAAAUCCGCUUCUCCAUCCCCCUCUCCCUCCAGUCCCACCAGUGUUCAGGUGAAGUCUGAGCCUGAACAGGAUGUUGGUCCUCCUAUUGAUGCUGCUCAACCAACUGAUGUCACAGAGUUUGAAGCUGCUGCUCCAAACUCAGUCACUGAUCCAGCCACUGCGACUGCAGUUUCUGACUCCACUGCUCCUACUGAAGAUCAGCAGGUUGUGAGUCCUGCUGCCAAGGAAGAGGAGGACUCGGCUACUGAUCCAGCUCAACCUCCUAAAGAUUCUCCCAACACCAUGGCCAUGGAGUCUUCCCCUAAGGCUACCAAGCAGCGCAGGCCUCUCUCCCCUGAUGAGGAGAUGAUACACCCCAAAGUGAAGAAAUGGAAGGGGAUUCGCUGGAAGCGUCUUCAGAUUGUCAUCUCAAUACGCAAGGGUGGGUCUAAGAGAGAGAGCAGCCGUGAGGUGUCUGAGCUGAUGGAGCGCUUGCGCAUCACUCUUCGACCAGACAGGCUGCCUCGGGAUAAACGCAAGUGCUGUUUCUGCCACGAGGAAGGUGAUGGAGCCACAGACGGGCCUGCCCGCUUGCUUAACAUUGAUGUGGACCUGUGGGUGCACCUUAAUUGUGCCCUGUGGUCCACAGAGGUGUAUGAGACACAGGGGGGUGCCCUUAUCAAUGUGGAGGUAGCCCUGCGUCGCGGAUUGCGGACUCUAUGUGCAUACUGCCAGAAAACAGGUGCCACCAACAGCUGCAACAGACUGCGCUGCCCGAAUGUCUACCACUUCGCCUGUGCCAUCCGGGCACGCUGCAUGUUCUUCAAGGACAAAACCAUGUUGUGCACUCAGCAUAAGCUGAAGGGCCCCAGUGAAGAUGAACUAAGCAUGUUUGCUGUUUUACGCCGUGUCUACAUUGAGCGUGAUGAAGUGAAGCAGAUUGCCAGCAUCUUACAGCGGGGUGACCGUAUUCACCUGUUCCGUGUGGGUGGACUCAUCUUUCACGCUGUCGGUCAGUUGCUACCCUCCCAAAUGCCCAUCUUCCACUCACGCACUGCUAUCUUCCCCGUUGGCUAUGAGGCCACACGCAUCUACUGGAGCACCCGUGUGCCCAACAAGCGUUGUCGUUACCGCUGCCGCAUCAGCGAGGAUGAGGGUCGCCCCCUGUUCGAGGUGCGUGUUCUGGAGCACGGCAUGGAAGAUUUGCAGUACCGUGAGACUACUCCAGAGGGAAUCUGGGACCGGGUAGUUCAGCAGGUGGCCAAACUCAGAGAAGAAUCAUCCAUGUUGAAGCUGUUCACCGAGCAUGUGAAAGGAGAGGAAAUGUAUGGCCUCACAGUUCACGCUGUCAUGCGAAUCACUGAGUCGUUGCCUGGAGUGGAGAACUGCCAGAACUAUCAGUUCCGAUAUGGCCGUCACCCUCUGAUGGAGCUCCCUCUCAUGAUCAAUCCCACUGGCUGCGCUCGCUCUGAGCCCAAGGUCCCCACACAUUGCAAGAGGCCUCACACUCUAAACAGCACCAGCAUGUCAAAGGCCUACCAGAGCACCUUUACUGGAGAGCUCAACACACCAUACAGCAAGCAGUUCGUCCACUCCAAGUCCUCCCAGUAUCGGCGCCUGAAGACUGAGUGGAAGAACAACGUGUAUCUGGCACGAUCCCGCAUUCAGGGCUUGGGCCUGUACGCUGCCAAGGAUCUGGAGAAGCACACCAUGGUCAUUGAAUACAUUGGGACCGUCAUACGCAACGAGGUGGCCAAUCGCCGCGAGAAGAUCUACGAGGCACAGAACCGUGGGAUCUACAUGUUCCGCAUCAACAAUGAGCAGGUGAUUGAUGCCACUCUGACCGGCGGCCCGGCUCGCUACGUCAACCAUUCUUGUGCCCCCAACUGUGUUGCAGAGGUUGUAACAUUUGACAAAGAAGACAAGAUUAUCAUCAUUUCCAGCCGCAGGAUCCCCAAGGGAGAAGAGCUGACUUAUGACUACCAGUUUGAUUUUGAGGACGAUCAGCACAAGAUCCCUUGCCAUUGUGGAGCUUGGAAUUGCCGCAAGUGGAUGAACUAAUGAGAAGAGAGAAAAAAAAAUGGAGAACUUCCUCAUUGGUGCCAGAACACUCCUGCGCCAAAGCCUUUGAAUCCUACAUAGCCAGUGCAUAAGCUGUUCUGAAACAUGCAGAUGGAGGAAAGCUGGCCUCCGUCAUUGAAAAGACAAAAGCGGUGACACCUGUAGCCAAAGGUUUGAAGAGCAUUAAUCAAUAAAAGCAACCCGAUCACCUCCAUCAGCAGCAGCUUGAUGGCGGGACUGACUUUCAUUUUUGGACUAGUGAAUCACCCUUUCCUCAGCCAAAACCCUUUUUCCCCCUUCGACUGUUCUCAAUAAGCUUACAAUGGCUGGAAAACAAUCCUCAACAUCUACCAAAUGAUUCUGACCCUCUGAUAUCAAUACUCGUAGUGCAGAGCUCACCUGGAGCUUCGACAAAAAGCCAUUUUAAAAUACUAAGAAUGAACUAAUGAUGCAUUUUUAUGUUUUAAGUCGGACCUAUUUCCUGUCCCACCUAACCACACCUCUCCCCCCUUACCUCCCAGAAAAGGCACUUUCCCAUCAAGUCAUCAAUGAAGACAACACGGAUAUUGGCUAGCUAGACAAUCUUGAUGUGGCUCUGUGUAAGAACUGCAUAUGAUCGAUGGAGAGAAGAAAAAAAAAAAAAGAUAUAAGUUAAUAUAAAAUUUGAGAUGCUAAUGAUCUGUGGCUCCAGAGGCACCAGAUGUUCUGACUGUGUGGAGUCCCAAGGUGGGUUAGUUGGACCCAGUCUACCUCAUUGAUUUAGCGGGAAGUGACUGCUUUGUAUGAAAACUGUUAACUGCUACUGUGGAACCGGGGGGGAAAGGGGGAAUGUUUUUAUGGGCUUAGCCUUCUCGGACAAGCAGGGAAUCUAAAGCAGCAGGUUUGCUCUGUCUACUCUAUGCUGAUGAUGAUUUUCAAAAAUGAGCCAACAUAAUUAUUAUUCAUGAAUUAUUUAUACAGAGGAAAUAUAUGACAGUUUUGAUAAGAUAUUGCAUUAAAAUCACAAUCAGAAGCUUAGCGGGUGUCCUGUAUGCCACCAAAUCAUCCUGGAUAUUGAUGUAGCUUUUACUUUUUUUUUUGUACUUUUUAUUUAUGCGUCUCAAAACCAUGCUAUUAGCUGUGUGAAAGCACAAUAACAUCCACCUUUUAAGUUGCUUAAGACAGUAAUGGUGUGAGUGAAUGGCUCUAGGAUCACAGGACACUUAGUCUCUGAAGAAGACUAGGAAGUCCAGAGUUAACCAAGUACACAUUUGCGUUGCGUGUUGCUUCAUACAUUGAAGUUCCAACUUGUUGUUGAAACCCAGCCGGUGGAUGCAUGACUACUGUCCCAUGUAAUGCUUUUUAUUCCCCAGCAACUCGAAUCUUUUCACAACUCAACCUUAAUCUUUAAAUCAUGCCUCUUCCUCUCUGUGUUAUUUAGUGGACUGUUGUUAAACUUUACUGUAGUAAGUCUUCCUCUGCCUGAGUACAGCCUGCAGUGUUUCUACUUCCCCUGUAAGUGUGCUUUUCUAGUGCUGGUACUGUCCUCUCGAGGCUGAACUGAUGGCAGGGAAAGACUUAUUGGAAAAAAGGGCAUUUGUUUAAUUUCUAUGUAAGAUGAAUGAAAAUAAGUCUUUAAAGGGAGCUUUACUGAAACUCCACCUUCCCAUACUACUUUGUUUUCCUCCUUCCCCUAACCUAAGACCUCACAUGAUUUAAAAAUGCAAAGGUGUACAAACUGUAUAUACAGUAUAUGCAUUAGGGGACAGCAACUCUUUAUCCAGCCCCUUUGAAUCAAAUAAGUAAAAAAAUGUAGAGAAAUAAAAUUGAAAAAAAAAAAAACAUAAAAAAAUCAACCACUGGAUAUCAUUUUAACAAAGAUAAAGCUGUAUAUAAAUAUAAAUA
This is a messenger RNA of Toxotes jaculatrix (banded archerfish), 17704 nucleotides long. RefSeq names its product lysine (K)-specific methyltransferase 2D (gene kmt2d). Gene Ontology annotation, biological process: positive regulation of transcription by RNA polymerase II. Gene Ontology annotation, molecular function: histone H3K4 methyltransferase activity; transcription coactivator activity; histone binding. The transcript has 55 exons. The coding region runs from base 650 to 15820 and encodes 5056 amino acids. Gene Ontology annotation, cellular component: MLL3/4 complex; nucleus. The record is from RefSeq and is a predicted model, not a curated record. Lineage: Eukaryota; Metazoa; Chordata; Actinopteri; Toxotidae.